Plasmodium relictum is the source of this 6588-nucleotide messenger RNA. RefSeq names its product SET domain protein, putative (gene SET3). Gene Ontology annotation, molecular function: protein binding. Lineage: Eukaryota; Apicomplexa; Aconoidasida; Haemosporida; Plasmodiidae. The transcript has a single exon. The coding region runs from base 1 to 6588 and encodes 2195 amino acids. The record is from RefSeq and is a predicted model, not a curated record.
AUGUUAAACAAAAAUAAUAAUAAAGAAUAUUUCAAUAACAGAAAUAUAAAAAAAAAAAUGAAUGAAAAAUAUAUUAGAAAAGCUUUUAGUAAAAAUUGUAAAAUUGAAAAUAGCGUAAAUGAUUAUUUUCCUGAUAAAAAAAGCAACAAUACAAAAUUGAAUGAAAACGUAAAUAAUUUAAGUACAUUUGAUAAUAAGUAUUCAAAUGAAAUUAAUAAAUGCGAAAAAAAUGUAAAGAGAAAUAAUGAAAGAAUUUAUAAAGGAAAUAUUAUUAACUCUAAAAAUAAAAAUUUUAAGAAUCAUAUAAAAAAAAAUAAUGGAAAUUUUGAAAAUGUAAAAUAUGAUUUAUGUUUUAGUAAUAAUGAAAAAAUAAAAAUUUUAACAGAAACAAUAAAGAAAAUACAUGAAAACAACUUAAAUAAAGUAUUAAAAAACACUAUUAAUAAUAUCAAUAGUAAUAAUAGUAAUAAUAAUUUGACUAAUAAUAAUAAUUGUAACAGUGAUAAUAUUAAUAGUAGUAAUAAUAAUAAUAAUAAUAUUAUUAAUAAUAAUAGCUAUAACAACAUUGGCAGUAAUAUCACUAAUAAUAAUGGUUAUAACAAUGAUAAUAAUAAUAUUAUAAGUAAUAAUAUUGCUAAUAAUAAUAUUUGUUGCAGUAGCAAUAAUAGUAAUAAUAUUAUAAAUAAUAAUAUAGUUAAUAAUAAAGGUUAUGAUAUUAUUAACAAUAACACUACUAAUAGUAAUAGUUAUAAUAAUUUUAAUAAUUAUAAUACUUUUAAUAAUAAUAGUAACAAUUAUAGAAUUGACAAUAAUAAUUAUAAUAAAAAUAAUAAUUAUAAUUAUAAUAGUAACAAUAAUAAUUAUAGUUAUAAUUAUAAUAAUAAUAAUAGAAAGAAUAAUAAUAAUAGUACUAUUAAUAGUAAUAAUAAUAGUAUUAAUAAAAAUAAUAAUUUUAAUUAUAAUAGUAAUAAUUAUAGUUAUAGUUAUAAUAGUAAUAAUAAUAGAAAGACUAACGAUAAUAGCACUAUUAGUAUUAAUAAUAAUAGUAUUAAUAAAAGUAAUAAUAAUAUUAUAAAUAGUAAAAAUGAUGAAAAUAUAAUAAAAAAUAAUAACAAUAACAAUAACAACAAUAAUAAUAAUAAUAAUAGUAACACUAAUAAUUAUUGUAAUAAUAUUAAUAAUUUAAAUAAUAAUAAUAUAAAUAAUAUUAAUGAUGAAAAUAUUAUAAGUAACAAUAAUAUUUAUAAUAAUAAUAACAUUAGUAGCAAUAAUAAUAAUAAAAACAAUAUUAAUAAAAAUAAUAAUAAUAAUACUAAUAAUUAUAAUAGUAUUAGAGAUACUAUUAAUACUAGAUAUAAUAUUUAUAACAACAAUAACAGAAAAGGUUUUGUUAUCAAUAGUAACCAGGGUGAUAGUAAUAUUAUUAUUAAUAGAUAUAGAAAUAGUAAUGGUAACAAUAGUGUAUAUAUCAACGGAAGCCAUAGUUUCAAUAAUAAUAGUAUUUGGAAUAAUAAUAAUAUAAAUAAUAUUAUCAAUAAUAAUAAAAACAUCAAUAAUAAUAUUAUUGACAACAACAUUAGUAUUAGCAAUAAUAAUAGUAAUACAAAUAAUAAAAUAAAGAAUAUUAAUAAUAAAAAUAAUAUUAAUUAUAACAGAAACGAUAUUAAUAAUAAUAUUAACAAUAACUUUAGCAAAAAUAAAAAUGAUAACGAUAGUAUUAAUAAUAUUAACAAUAGCUUUAAUAAAAGUAAAAAUAGUAAUAAAAUUAAAUAUAACGAUGAUUUUGAGAAUGUUAAUAAUGAUAAAUUAAAAAAAAAUAAGAAAUCGAAAUACUUAAAGAGUAUACUAAACUUAAAAGACAGUUCUGCUGAUGAUAAAAAAGAAAGUAAUUUAUCUAAUAGUUUUUCAUUUAAUGAAGAUAGAAAUAAACUAAGCAAAAAAAGAACAGACUCAAAAAAUUCUAAUUACUUCCAAGUAAGUGAUUUGAAAGAGGAUGAUUUUCAAUAUAACAAAAACAUUGAUAACAAAAAUAAUGAGGAAAAGAGAAUUCUAGAUAAUAGUAAGCUCAAAUACAAAAAAAAGAAUACUAAAAAGAAAAGUUCACAUAAUAGUAUUAUAAAUAAAAGUUCUAUUAAAAAUUUUCAAUAUGAUAUAUCAGAAAUAGAAAAUAAUGAAAGAGAUGAUAAUAUUUUAUUGGAAGAGAAUCAUAACAAAGGAAAAAAUAUUAAAAAAAAAAUUUCAAAUAUAAAAAUUUCUAAAAAUUUUUUUCUUCAAAUAAAUGACGAUAAUACAAGUAGAAAUAGUUCUUUUUGUUUAAAAAAUAAGGAAGCAAGAAAAAAAAUUAUAAUAAUAGAAGAAAAUGAUAAUUUAUCUUUAAAAAGUAAAAUAAAAAAAAAAUAUUUGACUAUUGAUGAGACUCUGAUAUUAUUAAGUUUAGUUCAUGAGGUUAAUAUGAAAAGGUUUAAUUCAAAUGAAAUAAUAUCUAGUAAAGAUUCCUUAAUGGAACAAUUUAUGUUAUAUAAUAUAUUAUCUUAUGAUAUAACUAAUUUAAAAAGCCCAUUAAAACUCAUAUAUACAUUUUGCUUAUUUAAAAAUUUAAAAUUUUAUUAUAAAAUACAAAAUAAAAAUAUUUAUUUAGAAGAAAGAGCACCACCUCAUUAUAGAAUAAAAGACAAUUUAAUAGAUACUCAUUCUAUUAUCCUAGGAAUGUUUGAUAAUUAUCAUCAAAAUAUAAACAAACAAAACAUGUCUUUAAUGGAAUUUAUUAAUUCUUUUUAUCUGAAUAUUCAUAACAUAAAGUUUUCUAAGAAAAACGUUCAACCAAAAACGUUUGACAAUUUUAUUUUAUCAGAAAAAGAUAAUGGUAAAAUUGCUUCAAUGUGUUCAAAUAGGCCUGUUUUAUAUUCAAAUUAUUUAAAUGAUGAAAGUGAACUAAAUGAAGUGGAUUCUAAUAUUUUAAAUGAUAAAGAUAGUGAAAUCAUAAAUAAUUAUAGUGAUAUAAGAAAUGAGAUAAAGAAUAAUAAAAAUGAUGAUACCAAAUAUAACAAAAAAAUUUAUGGAGAGAAUAAUAUAAAAAGUAAUGAUAGAAAUAUUAAAUACAUAAAUAUAAAUAAAAUUAAUAAUGACGAUAAUUAUGAUAAUAACAAUAUUGAUGAUUAUGAUGAAAAUAUAAAUAAAAAGGAUGAUAAUAAUAAGAAUAACAGUAUGUGUCUUAUGAAUAAAAAUAGGAAUUGCAAUAGCAAAUACAAUAAUUACAGCAGUUAUAAAAAAGAAAUUGAUUAUGGAUAUUCUGAUACAAGUAUAAGAAAAAAGGAAAAUAAAAUUCUUGAUAAAAGACAAGAAAAUGUAAAAAUGGAAGCAAAGGAAAAAAAUAACUUUAAUAAAAAUAAAAAAGAAUUAUGUAUUACCAUUAAAAAAAAAGAUACUAUUAAUGAUGAAAAAAACGAUAAAGAAAUGUUAUUUGUUCAUCAAAGAAGGAAACGAAAGUUUUAUGUUUAUGAUAAAGUGGAAGGUUGUUUAUAUGCAUACAAAAAACAGAAGGUUUCUUCAACAGACAAUACUUUAGUAAAAAAAUAUAAUGAAAUGAAAAAUUGUAAUAUUAAAUCAUAUGAAUUAAAUUACAAUAUUAGUAAUAAUAAUGUUGAUUCAAAUAAAGAAGAUGUAAAAAAUGUAGUUGUGGUAAGUCCAGAUAAAAAUAAAGAAAUUAUUUUUCCCCAAUUAGUUAAUGCAAAUAUAAUGGAUAUUAUAAAUGAUUAUGAUACGAAAAAUUAUUAUAUAAAAAAUAUGAUAGAAAAAACACUAAAAAUUAAAAGUGAAGGAGGAAAAGCAAUAGGUUCACAAUAUGAAAACUUUAUAAAUAUAAAAAAGAAUUGUACUUUAAAAUUAAAUAGUGAUAAAAAUAUGAAGAUAGAAGAUAUAAAAUUAAAUGAUGGGGAAGUAAAUAAAUCUUUAUAUGAAGAAAAUAAUAUAGAAAAUAAUGAAAUAAUAGAAAAUGAAAAGGAAGUUGAAGAUAAUGUAGUAGAUGGAGAAUAUAAAAAGAACUUGGAAUUAAAAAAUAAAAAUCGUAUGUCAGAAGAUCAAAGUAAACAGAAAAAUAGUUCUAUUAAAAGAGAGAAAAAAAUUUUCUUUUGCAAUAAUAACCUUUCAUUAAUGAAAAAUAGGAGUGCAAAAAGUUGUAUAACAAAAAAAAAGAAACAUAUAGAAAAAGCAAAAAAUAAUGAGGUACAAGAAAAAAAAAAAUAUUACAAAAGAAAUGUAAAUGAAUUAGAGAAUGUAAAUGUUAUGCUUUUAGAAAAAAUUAAAAAUAAUUAUAAAAUAAGUAUGAAAAAUGAUUCUGUUAAUAAAAAAAAGAAAAGAAGAGAAGAGAUAUAUGAGUUUGAAAAUGAUGAAAUAAGUAAAAAAUUAGAAAAUGAAAAUAUAGACAAAAUUAAAUUUAUUCAAGAAUGUGAAAAAAAGUAUAAAAAUAAAGAAAUAAUUGAUAAAGAAAAAAAAUACAUGUUAUCUGUAGACACGUUGUAUAAUAAUAAUUUUAACAUUUUAGAUAUUAAAGUAAACACCCAUUUUUCUCAUAAUUAUCAUAUUUCAUUAUUUUUUUUAUGUAAAUAUACUUCUUACAAUUUAUUUUUACACCCGUUAAAUAAAAAUGAACACAUUGUUUCAUAUGUAAUAUUAAACUGUAAAAACGAUGUACUCACUGAUAAUGGAAACUAUUUUGUGUUGAGAUAUCUUUUAUCUUUUUUAAAUAGUAAGUUAUCGAGUUUGAGAAAAUGCUAUGCUAAUGCUCUUUAUAACUCUUAUUUAUUGCAAAUACCUGUCAGAAUAUUUCGUCAUAAUAAUUUGAAAACUAAAUAUAGUCCUAAUUAUGGGAUAAGAUAUGAUGGAAUUUAUAAAAUUGUCAAUGCAUUUACUAUAAAUGAUUAUUCUACAUAUGAAUAUAAAAGAGAUAUUCUUUAUGUUUUUAAAAGAUUAUAUGUUGAUAAAUGCUUUAUUCCUAAUAGUAGCUAUAGAUUUUUUGAUAAUAAAUCUUACAGAAAAAAACACUUAAUUGAUAAAAAUGCUGUUUCAAUUGAUGUAUUUUUAAAUAAAGAAAUUAUUAUGACUUUAAAAGUUCCUUACUUAAAAAAUUAUAAAUCAACUACUUUUACUAAUUUUAAUCACAUUUAUAAAUUUAUAAGAAAAAAGUGUAUUCAAGAAAAUUUGGCUACUGAGUGGAUAAAUGUAGAUGUAAAACAGUAUGAAAAUUGUAAAAAAAGAAUCAGAGAAGAAAAAAGAAAAAAAGAAGCUGAAGAAAAAAUAAAACAUCUAUCAAAUAAAAAAGCAGAAAAUGAAAAUGAUUCACUCAUAAAUUAUUCAAAGAAUAGUAGUAAUAAUGGUAGUAAUCAAAUAAAAAAUAGUAAUAAGGUAGGUAAGAUGGAAGAAUUUAAAAAUAAGAAAAAAAUUAUAAUGAGAAAGGAUAAAAAAAAUGAGAUGAAUUGUAAUAAUAAUAAUGUAAAUAAAAAUAAAAGUAUUGUUGACGAAUUUCCAUUUUGGUGUUCAGGAAAAUAUUUGCCUCUUGUGUUAAUUUUAGAAACAUUAGAUUUUGAAAAGGAGAUAAAUAUAAAGCAAAGAAUUAGAACAAAAAAUUUGAAAAAACUAAAUAUCUCUACAAAAAGGACAGAGAUAGCAAUAAACUGUGAAAUGGCAAAGAGACCAGCACAUUUAUUCAUACCAAUAAAAAGUAAAGAAGCUAUAUCAGCACAUAUUGAAUUAAAAAAACCUUUUAGUGAUACAUGGAACCCUUAUGAAGAUUUAUCUGCAGGCAAAGAAAAAUUUAAAAUUCCUGUAGAAAAUAUAGUAGAUGAUUCAUUGCCCCCAAUGAAUUUUACUUAUGUUAAUAAAACAAUAUUUUUCUCUAGAUUACCUCCUUAUAAUCUCCUUCCUUUAUGCUCUGGAUGUGCCCCAAAAAAUUAUAAUAAAAAAGAUUACGAUGAAUUAUACAUUAAUGGAUAUUGUAAAGGAUUAAGACAUAAAAGAACUAAUAAAAUAUAUUGCGAUGGAAAUAAAAAUUAUGAUAUUAACGAUUUUAAUGUUCUAGCUGCGUGUUCAGGGAAUUGUUUAUGUGAUCCUUUAAAAUGUACUAACAAAUUUCCUGAAGGAUUACAUUAUCCUGUUAAGGUUGUAAAAACCAAGGAUAUUGGAUGGGAUAUAGUUUCAUGCUCCUAUAUUAAGGCAAAUUCCUUAAUUAUGCAUUAUGUUGGUGAAAUAACAACAAGAAAAGAAAUGAUUUCAAGAGAACAUGAAUAUGACAAAAAAGGCUACUUCAAUUAUUUUAUUGAAACAGCUGAAGUUGAUGAAACAUAUCCUGAUGACUGGAAAAUUCCAUGUAUUGAUGCUCUUUUUUUUUCUAAUGUUGCCCGUUUCUUAAAUCAUUCCUGUGAACCAAAUGUAAAUGUUAUUACAAUAUGGAGAGGUGACAGCUAUCCUUCUGUUGGCAUUUUUGCUUCAAGGGAUAUACACCCAAAUGAACCUUUAAAAUAUCAUUAUGGAAUAAAUUACAAAAAUAUUAAAUGUAUGUGUGCAUCUAAGAAGUGUAAAGGAUACAUAGGAUAA